GUCUCACCCUCUCUCUUUCUCUCUCUCUCUCUCACACAUAAAUCCAACAACUCGGACUCUCCAACACCACCUCUCGCUCUCUCUCUUUUUCUCUCUGUAAGCCAUGGCUUCCACUUCGUCUCUGACGCUCUCACAAGCCCUCGUAGCCCGAGCCAUUUCCCACCACCAUGGCUCCAACUCAUCCUCGUCCUCCACGCUCUCUCUGCCCACCUUCUCGGGCCUCAAAUCCUCGCCGGCUAAGCCGUCGACCAGGCUCCUCCACCGCAGCCGCCGAUCUGCCGGGGCCAGCCGCCCGGUACGAGCCUCCGUGGCCGAGCCCGCCACCGUGGGCAAGACCACCGAUACUUCCCUGGUGGAGAAGUCCGUGAACACGAUCCGGUUCCUGGCGAUCGACGCCGUGGAGAAGGCCAACUCGGGUCACCCUGGUCUGCCCAUGGGGUGCGCUCCGAUGGGUCACAUCUUGUACGACGAGAUCAUGAGGUACAACCCCAAGAACCCAUACUGGUUCAACCGCGACCGCUUUGUCCUCUCCGCCGGCCAUGGUUGCAUGCUCCAGUACGCUCUGCUCCACCUCGCUGGCUACGACAGUGUCCAGGAAGACGACUUGAAGAAUUUCCGUCAAUGGGGAAGCAGAACACCUGGACACCCCGAGCACUUUGAGACUCCUGGUGUUGAAGUGACAACUGGUCCUCUGGGGCAGGGUAUUGCCAAUGCUGUUGGUCUGGCUCUUGCUGAGAAACACUUGGCUGCUCGUUUCAACAAGCCCGACAGUGAGAUCGUCGACCAUUACACAUAUGUUAUAUUGGGAGAUGGUUGCCAAAUGGAAGGGAUUUCAAAUGAAGCUUCUUCCCUUGCCGCUCACUGGGGACUUGGGAAAUUGAUUGCUUUCUAUGAUGACAACCACAUCUCUAUUGACGGUGACACAGAGAUUGCAUUCACUGAGAGCGUUGACACCCGUUUUGAGGGCCUUGGGUGGCACGUUAUCUGGGUGAAGAAUGGAAACACUGGCUAUGAUGAGAUUCGUGCUGCCAUUCAGGAAGCAAAGGCUGUGAAAGACAAGCCCACUUUGAUCAAGGUGACUACAACAAUUGGUUAUGGGUCUCCAAAUAAGGCAAACUCGUACAGUGUACAUGGAAGUGCACUGGGUGCCAAGGAAGUGGAUGCUACUAGGAAGAACCUUGCAUGGCCAUUUGAGCCUUUCCAUGUGCCUGAGGAUGUUAAGAAGCAUUGGAGUCGCCAUGUUCCCAAGGGUUCUGCUCUUGAAGCUGAAUGGAAUGCCAAGUUUGCUGCAUAUGAGAAGAAGUACAAGGAGGAAGCUGCGGAGCUCAAGUCUAUCAUUACUGGUGAACUCCCCGCUGGCUGGGAGAAAGCACUUCCUACAUACACUCCAGAGAGCCCAGCUGAUGCUACCAGAAAUCUGUCUCAACAAUGCCUUAAUGCCCUUGCAAAAGUUCUUCCUGGUUUUCUUGGUGGCAGUGCAGACCUUGCUUCUUCCAACAUGACAUUGCUGAAAAUGUUUGGGGACUUCCAAAAGGGCACCCCAGAAGAGCGCAAUCUUAGGUUUGGUGUUAGAGAGCACGGCAUGGGAGCCAUUUGCAACGGCAUUGUCCUUCACAGCCCUGGGCUGAUUCCAUACAAUGCCACUUUCUUUGUUUUCACCGACUACAUGAGAGCAGCUAUCAGGAUUUCCGCCUUAGGUGAAGCCGGAGUUAUCUAUGUUAUGACCCACGAUUCAAUUGGACUUGGAGAAGAUGGCCCAACCCAUCAGCCAAUUGAGCACCUGGCAAGUUUCCGGGCAAUGCCCAACAUAUUGAUGCUCCGUCCAGCUGAUGGAAAUGAGACUGCUGGAGCAUACAAGGUUGCAGUCAAGAACAGGAAGAGACCCUCCAUCCUUGCCCUCUCUCGUCAAAAACUUCCCCAUCUUGCUGGAACUUCCGUUGAAGGAGUUGAAAAGGGUGGCUAUAUUGUUUCAGACAAUUCUUCUGGUAACAAGCCAGAUGUUAUUUUGGUUGGAACUGGUUCUGAACUGGAAAUUGCUUACAAAGCUGGUGAGGAACUGAGAAAGGAAGGGAAGGCUGUUAGAGUUGUUUCCUUUAUUUCUUGGGAGCUCUUUGAUGAGCAAUCUGACGCCUAUAAGGAAAGUGUUUUGCCAGCAGCUGUGACAGCUAGGGUUAGCAUUGAGGCUGGAUCAACAUUUGGGUGGGAGAAGAUUGUUGGAAGCAAAGGUAAGGCAAUUGGAAUUGACCGGUUUGGCGCUAGUGCUCCGGCAGGGAGAAUAUACAAGGAGUUCGGCCUUACUGUAGAAGCUGUUAUUGCAGCAGCCAAAGAAGUUUCCUAGGCUUGGUUUCUUGUUCUGUCUCAAAAACUUGCGAUUUGGCAAAUUGGUUUCCACUACGAAUUACGGUGAGGAGGCCACUUCCAAGAGAUCUGUUUCAUGACACUGUCUCUUCUUGUUACAAUAAAAAAGGCAAGAUUAAAUUUUCUUCUGUUAUGAAUUUUCCUCAGUGGAGCACAUAGAUCAAAAGAGAGAGUAGGGUUUAUGAAUUUUCAUGAAUUUGUAACAACUCUUGGACCUGUCUUGAGUUUUGUAAUGUUAUGUGGUUGAUUUUAAUGA
Molecule: messenger RNA, 2614 nt
Organism: Corylus avellana
Lineage: Eukaryota; Viridiplantae; Streptophyta; Magnoliopsida; Fagales; Betulaceae
Product: Transketolase
Biological process (GO): pentose-phosphate shunt
Cellular component (GO): cytosol
Molecular function (GO): transketolase activity
Source: RefSeq, a predicted model, not a curated record